Molecule: messenger RNA, 2454 nt
Organism: Chanos chanos (milkfish)
Lineage: Eukaryota; Metazoa; Chordata; Actinopteri; Gonorynchiformes; Chanidae
Gene: rsbn1
Product: round spermatid basic protein 1
Exons: 7
Coding region: 1-2307 (768 amino acids)
Cellular component (GO): nucleus
Source: RefSeq, a predicted model, not a curated record
AUGGCUGCACAAGUCGACUUGGUCCGUGCUAAAGAAGAAAAGAUAAGGGACAACCUCGAUAAAAUAUCUAAAGAAAAGAAAAAGAAGAAGAAGCGCGAAUGCUCACCGACUGCUGGCAUUAGGUCAGAGAAAGAGGCGAAGAAAAUUAAGCUCCAUCACCAUCAACACCAUCAACAUGUCCAACAACGAAUACAUCAACCACACCAACAACAGCAGAAUUCUCAGCCUCGCAACUUCGGCGGCUCCGAGCAAGCACCAGUGCAACAUCGCAAUCACAACCACCAUCAUCACAGUUCAAAGAAAGAGGUACCUUUGGACAAACUUUGGCCGCCGCGGAAAGUGACACCAGCGCUCCCGCAGAAGACAUCUGUGCCCAGUGUGCUGCCACCCACUCCGUUGUUCACUUUCACGCCGCUGAAAGUGGCCAAGGCCAAGUCUCAGAAUGACAAGAAGGAAAAGCACACCGAAAAGGAUACGAAACUCAAACCCAAGAAGGAAAACACAGAAGUUAACACAAAAGUUGGGAUAAUCAAGAAAAAGAAAGAGAUUCACAAUGAGAAUGGUAAAUCUCAGUCACUGGAAGAGUACCUCCUUAAAAAGAAGAAAAAAAAGAAAAAGCAUCGAGAAGAUGAGCGUGGGAAACGUUUACGGAUGCACAACAGGGAGGUUCAGACUGUUUGUGCAGGACUGACAGGUGACUACCCUCCAUCCACUAACGAUCCGGCAGUUCUCACAUACAUCAAGGAUGAAAAACUCUGUCAAACCAGCCCUGGCAUGGAUGAAUAUCGCACUCCUAAAGGAGUCCAGACCCCCUUCCUCUCCCAUCAGGACCACUGCAUUCGCAGCUCCUGUCUGCAGACAAACUCCCCUUUCAGCUGGCUGAUUCACGAAGAAAGGCAGCCCAACGGUGGUGCGGCAGUGCUACACGCCUACGCAGACGAGCUCUCGUACCUGCGGCCCGGGGACGCCGAGAGGUUUGCUCAGGAGUUCCUGGAGCUGGCCUUUGCGGAGAACCCUAAAGGAGCUGCUCGUUAUGCACUUGCUGUGGUGCAUGGAGCUGCUGCCUACUUGCCUGACUUCCUGGACUACUUUGCCUUCAAUUUCCCCAAUACACCUGUCAAAAUGGAGAUCCUUGGCAAGAAGGACAUUGAGACCACCACCAUCGCCAACUUUCACUCUCAGGUAAACCGGACAUACUGCUCGGGGACGUACAGAGCCGGGCCUAUGAGACAGAUCAGCCUGGUGGGUGCAGUGGAUGAAGAAGUGGGCGAUUAUUUCCCGGAGUUUCUUGAUAUGCUGGAAGAAUCCCCUUUCCUCAAGAUGACUUUGCCAUGGGGCAGUCUGUCCAGCCUGAAACUUGACUGUCGGUCCCAGAGCGAUGAUGGGCCGAUCAUGUGGGUACGCCCUGGUGAACAGAUGGUGCCCACUGCAGACAUGCCCAAGUCUCCCUUCAAACGGCGCAGAUCCAUGAACGAGAUCAAGAACCUGCAUUACCUGCCCAGAACCAGUGAGCCUCGCGAGGUUCUGUUUGAGGACAGGACGCGGGCCCACGCGGACCACGUGGGCCAGAGCUUUGAUUGGCAGAGUACAGCCGCCGUGGGAGUGCUGAAGGCGGUGCAGUUUGGAGAAUGGAGUGACCGCCCCCGCAUUACCAAAGAUGUAGUCUGCUUCCAUGCAGAGGACUUCAGUGACGUGGUCCAGAGACUUCAGCUGGACCUGUAUGAGCCUCCUGUGUCCCAGUGUGUUCAGUGGGUUGACGAUGCUAAGCUGAAUCAGCUGAGGCGGGAAGGCAUCCGCUACGUACGUGUUCAGCUCUGUGAUGAUGACAUCUACUUCAUACCCCGCAACGUCAUCCACCAGUUCAAGACGGUCUCUGCCGUCUGCAGCUUAGCCUGGCACAUCCGCCUCAAACAGUACCACUCUGAGGAGCCGGAGCCUGAAGAGGCCAAGAGUCAGGAGCAGAAAUCCACCUCGCCACCUGCCCCCUCCUCGCCCUCUCACCCAGAUACCAAAGGCCCUCAGUGUGCGCGGAUGCAGACAGACACUGCUAAAGUUGGGGGAGUCGCCAAGACGGAAGAGUGUGUUUUCCAGAAGCCUGCAGCACCCCUCAAAGAGCCUCAGCCUGCUCCCCCCCAGCCUGCCAAGUCUGCCCACGCACCCACUUCCACUCCUUUGCAAGAGCGGAGUCCACUUCCUGCUGCUCCCUGCUCUUUAGCCCCUCCCACCCCAGAACCCACACUUCCACAGGCUUCAGCGGAGCCCGUUUCUGACCCCUCCCCUCACAGUGACCCCCGGUGUAGACCCUAAUGAUUACUCCAAAUGACCCAAAACCCAAACCCCUCUCCUGGAGAAAAGGGAGAGAAUUAUUUAACUGACUUGACUGGCAUUCCACUUUGUCAAAAAAAACAGGAAAAAUUUUGGGUUGUAUUUCCUCAGAAAUACGUCUGAUGGCUU